Linum trigynum is the source of this 3088-nucleotide messenger RNA. NCBI's taxonomy places the organism in Eukaryota, Viridiplantae, Streptophyta, Magnoliopsida, Malpighiales, Linaceae. The record is from the annotation of a GenBank genome assembly.
AAACACUUCAAUGGGGUCCGUCCGGUGCAUAUAGCCAUACUACCUUUCUUCCAUUUUAAUUUACACUAAGUAUAUUAAUAAUAAUAAUGAAUUUUAAUUUACACUAAGUUAUGACUGAAUAUGAACUAAGCUUUAUUAAUUUUCUGCACAUUACUUGAUAAUUAUAUGGGUAGGUAUAAUUAAAAUUUCCAAUUACCUCGACUUACCUAGCAUUCGGGGCCUUCUUCCGGUGGCAACGGCACUUAGUCUGGCCUCCUGACAAACUUUUUAUUACACAAAUCACAUGCAUGCAUUUGUAUGAUUUUUGGAUGAACCCACUAAACCUUAGAACUAAAUUUAAUUAUUCUCUAAUCGACAUUAAUUAUUAUAUCAUAGAAUUUAUACACGUAUUGUGAUACCAAAUUAAAUACUAAUGAUCUAUAUAUCCUGGUCAAUGAACUCUUGUUUCUCAACUCGACUCUGCUACACAAAAUUAAUAAAUUCUUUUUUAUAUAGAAAAAAAUAAGAACAAGGCCCAAACUCAAUUUGCUUCUUCAUAGAAUAUGGUUAUCAGUGUUUUAAUUUGAAGACAUCAUCUUGAUAGGGAAAGGGCGGGAAUCUUACGGCUGUGAUCCCAAAUCUACAGAAUUUGCAGUUUAUGAACUCCUUGACAUCCAAAUUCUUAAGCAUAUAUUAUAUAAUAUAUACAACAAUUAUUAUUAAUCAAUUAUUUGUUAAAUGCGGUUAAAUUAGAGCAUAUAUUGUGAUGUUUAUGCAUAUGAUAAGGGACGAGUAAAUAGGAGCCUAGAGUUUUGGUUACUCGAUAUCUCAGAGUCGAAAUCUUAGUUUUAUCCUCAAAUUUGGACUUUCUUUCUCCUACAUUAUGGGCUAAUUAGGCUAUGCAACUGGGUACUAAAUUCCAGAGUUUGUCUUCACGUGCAUGGCUGGAUACGAUCGAGAAAGGAGACCAUUUCAAUGGAUUUAGCACGAGGAAGAAAGCCGCAAUUUCUAUCCACAUUGUUGCAAUUUUGGUCUAUGGAUGGAUCGAUAGUGGGCUAGCCUUCUUUUGUGGACAGGCAUGGCAGUACGUAUUCGGUUUCAGAUGCACAUGAAAUGAAAUUAUAGCUUGUUAAUCAUUUUAGUUUUAUCUACAUCGAAUCGAUUUUAAGUUUUAACUGGAACUGUUUAGUUUUUAAUCAUAUGAAUGAAAUGGUUUCGUGUUGAAGGUUGACAGGAAGUCAAAAAGUUGAGAAUGCACAUGUAGCUUGUUCGUUUUGGUUAGUUAUUGUGUAUCUUGUUGAAAGAAAACAACUACUUUUUCUCGUUUAUUAUGGAUUGGACAGGUUUGAUCAUUCAUAAUGAUUAAUGCAUGUUUUUUUUUUUUACAUAUGUAAGUGUGGAUUGAAUAUACACAAAUUUUAACAUUAAGAUGGCUAUUAUAGUCUUUGAUGUGGUCGUGAAAGACAUUUAUACCAAUUAGGGAUGGCAAUUUCGACCUGACCCGUUUAACCCGACAUGUUUGGCCUGCUUUGGGGUGGGGGCGGGCAUGGGUACUCUCAUUGACCCGCCCCAUUCUCGACUCAUUCUUGCCUAAAUUACAUGUAAUCUUAGUCAAAUUACUUAUAAUUUUUCUUUUACUACAUCAUAAUUUAACUAUUUUAAAGUCGUAAAUUAGUGAAAAUCUCAAUUUCUCUAAUAAUUUAACUACAUUUAUCAUAAUAUUUUUUGUUUUCUUGGUCUUAUAAUAAAAAUAACGAAUAUUUCUAAUAUGUUUCAUAUAAAUUGGAUACCCAUUGGGUCGACCUGCCCCGACCUGCGACCCGUGAUAAAUUACCCGACCUGCCACGGGACGAGUCUGGGUACCAAGAAACCUGCCCCGGACCUGCCCCAUUUCCAUUCCUAAUACCAAUGAUUGAAUCACUCUUGAUAAAAAUUCUCAAUCGCUUUAUGUCAUCGUAUGUAUGUACCUUCGACACUGCCGCUAACAAGUUUCAUUAAGCCGCAAAACCCCCCAUAUGCUUAAUGCCCUCCAUCCAGAUGGAUCCAAAUUCUUAACAUUGUAUUGUACCAUCAUUGUUGUCUUAGUUUACCUAGUUUCAAAUAGAACGAACACAAACUUGGUUGAAAUCAUCCUUAUAUAUUCACAAUAUAUAAUCUCAAAUAAAUUAGUACGUUGCUAGCGCAAUGAACAUUUUCCUUGGUGUCGUAAUCCAUUACAUAAAUAAUAUUUCAUUUGACUAAUCGUACUUAGUACUCACUAUACCUACCCAUGAGAUCAGGAGAAAAAAAUAAUGCUAAUGUACAUAAAGUUCAUAUACCUUUCUAUCUCAGUACCUUGCUCGCACCUUCCUAUGGUUCAUUGUUCAUGAUGACUCAUUCCAUUUGACCUCAGAAAAUCAAAGAUUAGUGAAGUUAUAUUAGUAUUAUUACACGUUAAGAAGAAGAAAAAAAAGGAUAAUUAAUUAGUAAACGUUAAUCGCUUUGUCGGGUUGCGGUGAGGUAAACAAUGAAGCUUUAUUCAAUCACUAUAAUCGAGGGAGGGAGCGGGCCGGACGCAGCGUCGGUACAGUGAGUAUCCGUCGUUUCUUGGAAAAAUCCGACCCGACCGCUCCCUGCAAACCAGUUUUUGCUUCCAGAACCACGUGGCGUGUUCUCAUUACAGUAACUUCAUGCCCAAAUUAACCUCCUUCAUCUUCCCAGUUUGCCAUUGCCUUUCCUUUUGUAUUAGUUCAGCUCAGCGAGUUGAAGAGUAGGGAUAGGAAUGUCAAUAUGAAUGUUCGUUUAUACCAAGUAAUAAAGUAUGAAUCAAAUCAAGGAUAAGUUCGUUGCUUCCGAAUAUGUGAUUAGAAAAUGAUAUUGAAGAUAUUUGAGGGAUGAUUUAGAGGGAAAAUAAAGAAGUGAGAUGAGUGUGUACGUGGAGAAGGAUGAUUUAGAGGGAAUUGAUGGGUUUGUAUAUAGUGGGUUUGGUUAAAAGUGAGCCCGAUUAAUUUUGAAAAAAGUAACUAAUCAUCAAAACAAUUUUUCCCCGAUACAAUCAUGAAGAUAUUUGAUUGAUUACCAAGCACCAUGAACUUGGCAAUUGGCAUCUUAAAAAAAAAAAAAUUAUUAU